GUAGUUUCCUAUUAUUUUCGACCUUUUUCGUCAUUGUUAUUAAAAAAUGAGCUCAAGAGAGCUUUACUUCCUCAUUCUUAUCACAUUUAUCGCUCAACCUUUCAUGACAGACGUCUCGUGGAUUAGUCCUCUUGUCAGCUAUAAUGAAUUCUCAGCCUCAGGGUCAGCCAAUUCGUCCUGGUCACACCAUCUGGAUUUCUCGGUCUACUCCCUAUAGGAGGCCUGUUCCUGCUGAGGUCAUGACCAGCUUUCGCCGCUAUCAGCUGCGUCAUCUUACUCAGGAGUUCUGCUCCUUCCUGGAACAUCUAUAUUCCUCCCCACUUCCUGAGCAGCCUCUCUUGCUGUCUCACAUUGUACAGACACCUCUGACACAUACUUCUUCCACUCAAACCUCUCUGCCUCCCAUCCUGGUGGACCAAAGGACACAAACUGAUGGUUGUCCUCAUGCUGAACCCUGUUGCCCUAGGCUGACAACUCCUGCCUCUCCUCCUCGUACAUCCUCUCUCCCUGUUGCCUAUAUUCGCCCUUUGGCGGUUCUUACCUCUCCUUCUCGUCUCACAUCUCCUCCUUUUGGCUACAUUCACUCCCUUUCGUCCAGUGCAGCCUCCUCUCCCUCUUACUCUGAGCCUGGUUCCCCAGGCUUUGUUCCUUUCUCCCCUUCUCCUAGGCCUGGGUCCCCAGACUACACUCCUACCUCUCCCAGGCCUGAUAGCUCUGGAUCUCAUUACUUUUACUAA
Molecule: messenger RNA, 737 nt
Organism: Tachysurus fulvidraco (yellow catfish)
Lineage: Eukaryota; Metazoa; Chordata; Actinopteri; Siluriformes; Bagridae
Product: DNA-directed RNA polymerase II subunit RPB1-like
Exons: 2
Coding region: 144-737 (197 amino acids)
Source: RefSeq, a predicted model, not a curated record